Messenger RNA from Cantharellus anzutake, 2966 nucleotides. Its product is annotated as HOOK-domain-containing protein. The coding region runs from base 86 to 2551 and encodes 821 amino acids. The record is from RefSeq and is a predicted model, not a curated record. Lineage: Eukaryota; Fungi; Basidiomycota; Agaricomycetes; Cantharellales; Hydnaceae. Gene Ontology annotation, cellular component: cytoplasm; centrosome. The transcript has 17 exons. Gene Ontology annotation, molecular function: dynein light intermediate chain binding; microtubule binding. Gene Ontology annotation, biological process: cytoskeleton-dependent intracellular transport; cytoplasmic microtubule organization.
CGGUGAUAUGUCCAAGCGUCUGGAAGUGUCUCGCAGCGCGAACCACUCGUGGAGGCGCCCGCCGCCUCUCUAAUACCACAUUUCAAUGGACGCAGAGGCUAAGGCAGUCGUGGCUUGGCUGUCUACAUACGACCUAUCGCGUCCAGUGGCUAAUAUUGCCGAUCUCAGCGAUGGUCUCCCGCUUUUCGACGUUCUCUCCAAGGUUGACGCCGACUACUUUCGCGUUCCUGCACGGACAUCUACUCAACAAUCAGAGAAUUGGGUGCUCAGGCAGAAUUCUCUGAAGCGAUUAUAUCGUCUCAUCACUCAAUAUUUCACCGAUGUGCUUCAUCAACAAACCUCUGCCCUUGGCGUCCCCAACUUGCAAGACGUGGCGGAAAAACACGAUGUGGCCCAAACACUGGCACUGUGCCGCCUCACGCUAGCCAUUGCUGUACAAGGACCUCGAAACAAGAACGCCAUUGAACGAAUACAGAGGCUAGAUGAAGCUGAUCAGCGAGCACUGAUGUUUGCUAUCGAGCAGGUCAUGAAGAAAAUCCCAAAACGGACUGGAGAGGCAGCCGGCGAAAUCAGCAUGACGGACGACGAUCACUACUACGAACUUCAAAAUGACUUGAGUCGACUCACAGUCGAGAAAGAGACUCUGCAGAAAGCCUAUCAAGCCCUCAUGGGCGACCACCGCAAUUUGCAGAACGGUCUUGACGAAGCUUUGUCGGAAAAAGCUGACAUCAGCAGCCGCUUGCAUGAAGCGGAGCUUCGUGCGGAUGAGUAUCGCAACAGCAAAACUGACGCUUUGAUGCGGGCUGAAAUUGAUCGUCUCCGCUCUGAAAUUCAGAAAGCAGAGGACAGCCUUAUCACCGCAGAAGCCGAAAUUGAGAAGCAAAGCGCUUCUCUGUCCGAUCUCACUCGGAAGAACGAUGAUCUUCAAAUGCAAGCAAAUCAGGCAGCAAGGCUCAAAGAUCAAGUCGAUGAGUUACGCCAUACCGCCGAAAAGGCCCAAAAGACGGAGAAUGUGAUGGGGAAAUAUAAGAAAAAACUGGAAGAAAGUGCAGACUUACGCCGGCUCGUGAAGACUCUUGAGGAGCAAAACGCAUCGCUGGUGGACAAGAACGCCUCCUUAGAAGAAGAAUACCGCAAGGUUGCUACCUUUCGACCGCUUAUGGAUUCUUACAAGACCCAGAUCGCUGAUCUUGAAGCCAAAGCCUCUACGAGAGCGAAGGAAAUUGAGACCCUCAAGUACGAGCUCACACAAACGAAAGCCAAAUUGAAUAUCACACUUCAGGAACGGGUUCAGGAUGCUGAAGCGCUCGAGCUUUACCAGGAAAAGGUGAAGGAACUCGAACUGACGGACUCCAGGAAUCGGGCACGUAAUCGUGGUGAUGCAGUCUCUGCAGAAUCACCUCAAGAAGCGUAUGGCGGAACUGGUGGUCCUGACUUCGACCUCCACGAAGACACCAAUCUUGGUGGGGAACUCGAUGACGCAAUCAGUGGCCGGACCAUGACGGACCUCAAGCUCCAGAUCAGGAGGCUCAAACUAGACCUCCAGGAGGCAAGGAAUAAUUCAUCAGAUGCGAGCCGGGUGAUCGUCCUCGAGAAUUUACUUGAAGAUACCAAUCGAGUUAAAGCGCGUUAUGAAGCUGAUUAUCUCUCUACACACCGCGAGAAGCUCAUGCUUCAAAGCCAGUUAGACGAAAUCAGGAGUGGAAAAUCAGGGGAUAACGCCGAGGUAGCAAUCGCUCUAAGACAACGACUUAACGAGGUCUCAGAGCAGCUAGACAGGUUACGAGAGGAACAUGCUCAAUUACAAGUUACCUUCGACGCCCAAAGCCGCGAACUGGUAAUCGCGAAAUCUGAUCUGAACCUGGUAAACAAGGAUCAGCUCGAUAUCCUUGCGACCCUUCGUGAGUCCGUGAAUGAGGACAAGAGCGGACUUGAGAAUCAAGUACAGAAGCUUCAAUCUCAGCUUGAGGAGCAAAAGGGGAAGAACAAAAUGCAAUUGGAGCAAAUAAACACCCUUCUUAUGGAGAAAGUCAACCUUCAAAGCGAAGGAAUUGGACAGCGGGAGAAAAUGUUGGAGCGGGAGCGUAAUUUAACAGACCUCCGGGCAUCAUUUGCUGGGGGAGACCUGCCAGAGGAGACCAAGACAAAGUUGCUCCAUCUACACGAAGAGAAUAUUGCGCUGAAGGAGCAAGUCCGUACAUCGCACGAGAAACUAUUGAAGAUGAGACAGUUUAUCAAAGAGCAGGACCGCAUGAUCAAGGAGAAUCGGGUUUCAUCGGGCUCAUCCUUCGAAGAGGCCGAAGAGAGUUUCAAAAGCAAGAUCAGCAUGCUUGAAGAAGAUCUGAAACAAUCUAAGACGAGGCUCAAAGAGGCCGAGCAGCGUUAUCAAAAAGAACAGACGCUAAUGCUCAGCUCCAUUCAUAAUAUGGGUAUGGAGGUUGUCAGGGCACACCAGAUUAACCCACGUCGCAACCCAGGGGGAAUCAUCAAACCCACAGCCUGGCUCACCCAACAGAGAGACAGCACAAGCGGCUCAUUGAUUGGGAAAUAGAUUUAACUUACCCAAGUACUUGGUCACUUUAAUGCGAUACCCUGUCGUUAAUUGAAGACGAUGCGCAAACUCGCGUCCGGCUGUAAAAAAACCUGAGUAUGAUUGUUUCCACUGUUUCCACGUUUACCGCGUACUGUCAAACAACUCGAAUCGAGUUCAGGAACUUCAUCCAGCGCCCUGCCAUCCGUUCCAUUGCAAUAUCUGAUUGCAGCCAUCCGAACUAGACAACAAUUAUCAUCUUCAGCGCUCAGAUCGGCACGAAGUUGAUUUAAACAACAAGUUACGUCCAUUCCAUGAAAGGCGGAUCGGCCUACAACUCUAAAAUCUCCGGGUCACAGAUCCCCCUGUACGAGGUUAUCAUAAUUAUGGACUGAUAAACAAUCUAGCGGUGUUUCCGCUUGUGCAGCUCAAUGCC